Molecule: messenger RNA, 971 nt
Organism: Paramecium primaurelia
Lineage: Eukaryota; Ciliophora; Oligohymenophorea; Peniculida; Parameciidae
Source: the annotation of a GenBank genome assembly
AUGUUAAGAAUAUGUUAAUGUAUUAGGUAAUUAUUCAUAAGAUGUUUAAAUAUCUUCAAGUACACCAGAGUAGAGAAUGUAGAGAAGAGCUAUUAGAUGGAGAGUGUAAGCAGAGAUAUUGAAAGCAAUAUGAAUGCUGAGUUAAGUAAAUAUGGGUAGAGACUGUAUUUAGGAGCUCAUGAAGACUCAUUCAUUUAGAAUCCUGAAAAUAAAAUAGAAGAAUUUGAAAAUAAAGCCAAUUUUUAAGAUUGUGAAUAAUUAAUUGACGAGGAAACAAUUCGAUAAUUUAUAGAUGAUAUUCCUCAUAUCUCAUUUUCUUAAAGUGAAUUAAUUAAGGAAAUAGGAGAAAGAGCAGUGGUUGUAUUUACCUAAAUAAUUGAUAAAAUGGAUGGGUUUGAAUUGUUAGAGAAAGAUGAGGACUUCAAUUUUUGGAUUAAAUAUGUUGAGACUUCUGAAAAAUUUCAGAUUGGUAUAAUGAAAUACACAUAUACUUUGAAUACAUCUAUUGACUCCUACAUAGAAUUCAUGAAGGAUUUACAAUUAUAAAAAUAAAUGGAUAAUAGUAUUGAUGCUUUUGAGAAACAUUAUGAAGAUAUAAAUUUUUAGAUCAAUUAUCUAAGAUAUAAAAAGAUUAUGUUUAUGGACCCAAGAGACUUUUUAUAUAUUAAAUAUACUGAUAGAAAGGGAGAUGAUUGUAUAGAGAUUUCCAAAUCUAUUAAUAUUGAUCAUUUUCAACCUUAGUAAGUUAUAAUAUUUAUUAAUUUAGAGAAUUACCUCCAAAACAAUGUACUAGGGCUUUGUUAUUAUUAAGUGGGAAUCAAAUCAAGUAAAUUGAGGACAAUAAAAUUAUGAUAACAACUUAUUCUGAAUGUAACAUGAAAUUGAAAUUAAAGCCUGUUAUGACAAAGUAAGCAAGCAAAAAUGAAAUAAAAAAAAUGGUUAAAAGAUAUCGUGAUCAUUUUAAUCAAUGA